Molecule: messenger RNA, 1914 nt
Organism: Rhagoletis pomonella (apple maggot)
Lineage: Eukaryota; Metazoa; Arthropoda; Insecta; Diptera; Tephritidae
Gene: unk
Product: RING finger protein unkempt
Exons: 9
Coding region: 68-1885 (605 amino acids)
Molecular function (GO): metal ion binding
Source: RefSeq, a predicted model, not a curated record
AUUUGUGGCGAUUUUUGUUCCGCUUCAUUUUCAUUUUCUACGCUUUGCACAUUUUAAAAGUGACAAAAUGGCGAAUGAAGCAAGCAAAUUGCUGCUUUCUACACAACAAGAAAAACCAAAUCAUUACACGUACUUAAAGGAAUUUCGCGUCGAGCAGUGUCAGUCUUUUCUACAGCACAAAUGCAACCAGCAUAGACCGUUCGUGUGUUUCAAUUGGCAUUUCCAAAAUCAACGCCGCCGUCGUCCUGUCCGUAAACGAGAUGGCACUUUUAAUUAUAGUGCAGAUAAUUAUUGUACCAAAUAUGAUGAAACAACAGGGAUUUGUCCUGAUGGUGAUGACUGUCCAUUUCUUCAUCGCACCGCUGGUGAUACUGAACGUCGUUACCAUUUGCGUUACUAUAAAACCUGCAUGUGUGUGCAUGACACGGACAGUCGCGGGUAUUGCGUUAAAAAUGGACACCAUUGCGCUUUUGCACAUGGCAUUCAAGAUCAACGUCCGCCAGUAUACGAUAUAAAAGAGCUGGAAUCAUUGCAGAAUGCAGAGCUUGUACUCGACGGUACAAAUGCACAAAAUGCGUUGGACAAGGAACGCAAUCUAAUGAAUGAAGAUCCAAAGUGGCAGGAUACUAAUUAUGUUUUAACAAAUUACAAAACGGAACCAUGUAAACGUCCACCACGUCUUUGCCGGCAAGGCUAUGCUUGCCCCCAGUAUCACAAUAGUAAGGAUAAACGACGAAGUCCUCGCAAAUUCAAGUAUAGGUCUACUCCAUGCCCAAAUGUUAAGCACGGCGAGGAAUGGGGUGAACCUGGUAAUUGUGAGGCAGGCGACAAUUGUCAGUAUUGUCACACGCGUACCGAGCAACAAUUUCAUCCGGAAAUCUACAAGUCAACUAAAUGUAAUGAUGUACAACAAGCCGGUUACUGUCCACGUAGCGUUUUCUGCGCUUUUGCACAUGUGGAACCAUGUCCUAUUGAUGAACUUCGCGAUAAUGCGCUCUCAGCUAGUUUGGCUAACUCAAGUUUAUUAUCACGUUCCUCGGCGCCAAUUAACAUUCCUAGCUCCACUCUAAAUAACUCUAUGAACGGUGAGUAUUUUAAUUCUGCCGGAUUUUCUGUCAACAUUCCAAGCAACUCGCUCACAUACAGCCCAACCAGUCACAGCAAUCUAUUCAGCGUGUCAGAUGCAUUUAACUAUACCGGUUCCAAUACAAAUAAAUUAAGUAACUCUCUCUCAGCGGCCACUCAAAACGAUAGUAGUAGUUUGUUCUUUCCAUCGCGAAUCAUAUCCCCAGGGUUCGCAGAUGGUUUAUCAAUAAGCCCAUCCGUUAGAAUAUCUGAAUUAAACUCAAUACGUGAUGACAUAAAUAGCAGCUCUGUGGGCAAUAUGUUAUUUGACAACACUUUGACUACCACGAAAAAUGCAUUUUCGUUGCAAUCUCUACAAAAUCAAAACAACUCAGAUGUCAAUCGUUUAUCAACCGAGUUAAUGACAAAGAACUCACAAAUUCUAAAGCUAACCAAUCGAAUUGAUGAAACUGCUAGGAAGCUAAAUUUGACUGAGUUGCAGCGGGACAAAGCUAAGCAAGAAGCAAUGGAGUGGAAAGAACGUUAUGAUUUGGCACAAACGCAACUUCAUUUGUCCACCGAACUGCGCAAUUUAUCUAUACAAAAGCUGAAGCAACUACAGUCCAAAUUGCGUACAGAUUUAGAAGAUGUAGAAAAGGUAUUAUAUUUGGAGAAUGCUAAAAAAUGCAUGAAAUGUGAGGAGAAUAAUCGCACAGUCACUCUAGAACCAUGUAAUCAUUUUAUACUAUGCGACUCUUGCGCCUGCUCUGUGACGGAAUGCCCGUAUUGUCAAGUGUCCGUAGUUACAACACACACUUAAAGCAACUAACAACACAAAAAAAAAAAAAA